Messenger RNA from Liolophura sinensis, 1132 nucleotides. Its product is annotated as dynactin subunit 6-like. Lineage: Eukaryota; Metazoa; Mollusca; Polyplacophora; Chitonida; Chitonidae. The record is from RefSeq and is a predicted model, not a curated record. Bases 31 to 603 code for a protein of 190 amino acids. Gene Ontology annotation, molecular function: dynein complex binding. The transcript has 8 exons. Gene Ontology annotation, biological process: mitotic spindle organization. Gene Ontology annotation, cellular component: dynactin complex.
AGGUCAUGUGACCAGUAGAGCUCGUCCAAAAUGGCUGCUGUGGCGCAUAAAGGUUCACCACAAAAGUAUACAUCAAGCCUCAAAGUUGGCCCAGGAACACUUGUAUGCUCAGAAGCAGAAAUAGUUGGCGAUGUGACAAUAGGUGCCAGAAGUAUUGUUCACCCAAAAGCUCAGAUCAUCGCUGAAGCUGGACCAAUCAUCAUCGGGGAAAGCAAUCUCAUAGAGGAGCAGGCUGUCAUUAUCAACAGAUUCCCAGAGGGAGUGGAAAAAUCUACCCAAACUGUCAUGAUCAUUGGCAACCAUAAUGUCUUUGAAGUUGGAAGCCAUAGCGAAGCGUUAAAAAUUGGUGAGCACAACGUCAUAGAGGCCAAAGCCCGAGUGGGACGUCAGACAGAGCUAACCAAUGGCUGUAUUAUCGGGGCAAUGUGCUCAGUGGCCAGUAACGAAGUCUUACAGGAGAACACAGUCAUCUUCAGUUCAGACUGCGAGAGACGCAUACAGCAAGAUAAGCCACCACCUCAGACACUCCAGUUGGAUUUCCUGACAAAAAUUAUCCCUAACUACCAUUAUUUGAUGAAGUCUCAGAAACUGGGAGCCAAAUAGUGUCCUGUGCAGAGGAUGGAAGAUUCUUAUUUAUUAUGUAUAUUUAUCAUUUCAUGUUUGAAGAUGUACUGAUCUUCAACAACCUGAUUGUAGACAACGGUGUUUCAUUAUGUACAGUAUAGGCUGCUAUGUAACUAGAGAGGACCAGCUUUUCAUGGCAUGAUAUGUAGACAAAUACUUAACCCAAGAAAAUGCUGAAAAUCUGUGGUGUUGGCAGUGUGAUUUUUUUUUUUUUUUUGUUCUGUUGGGAAGUUAAUCGUCAUGUAAGAUGCCAUGUCAGGUCUCAAGACCACAAAACAAUCUUGGAUUUAAGUCAAAAUACCAAACGAUCUUAGAUAUAAGUCAAAAUUUCAUAUCACUUCAGAAGCUGCUGUGUACACGUAGACCUACAUCAUACAUAUUAUACAGAGAGAAAUCUCUGUGCGAGUUUCAUGAAUGUUUCAGUAUAGCUCUAUUCACUUGUCAAUUGCGAUUUGUUCUCUUUUGAUUUACCUGGCAUACAGUUGCAUUAAAUAUGCUAUGCAUAACA